AUGACACCCAGAAGUGAGGGCCGUGAAUCAGGAAAGAAGGGAAGAAGCACACCGCGCCUGGACAGAGCUCCGGGGAUCCGGAAUGAGCAGACAGCGCUUGGACGGGUUUCCCUCCGAGUGAGCCGAGAGAGAGAAGUCUCCCUGCCCGGCCGCGGCGGCUUCUCCCUGAGCUGCGGGCUGGCGGAUGAGCCAGCGGCCGAGAGGGUGACCCAGGGCCGAGGCAGGGCUGGGGCUUCCUUGCUGCGCGCACUUGCCUCCCGCGCUGCGGAGGGGGUGACAAGCUGCGCGCGCUGCGGCAGCGGCCCGGGUUGGCCGCCCCGGCUGGGUAGGGCCGGGCACUGA
Molecule: messenger RNA, 342 nt
Organism: Rangifer tarandus platyrhynchus (Svalbard reindeer)
Lineage: Eukaryota; Metazoa; Chordata; Mammalia; Artiodactyla; Cervidae
Source: the annotation of a GenBank genome assembly